CGCCAACUGACAAGGCGGUUGCCACCAAAAGGGUCCAUCCUCGUACUUGUUGCUUUAGUCUGGCUCCCUUUCAUUCUCUUCGCAGUCCUCCGCCCCUCUUGUCCAUAGACUCUCGGCCUCAUAUUGACGGCUACAUCUCUCCUCCCCGCCCGCAAGACGCCACUGUAUCUACACUCGGCUUCAUACUCGCCGCUAACCACCACCGUUUUGCAAUCGAACAACUCCGCAACGAAUCAUACGCAAUCAUGGGAGGGUCUUUGUCGCGUCUUUGGUCCCUUGUCUGGACUAAGAAGGAGAUUCGAAUUCUCAUCCUCGGUCUCGACAACGCAGGAAAGACGACUCUUCUCUACAGACUUAAGAUCGGUGAAGUCGUCACAACCAUCCCCACUAUUGGAUUUAACGUCGAGUCGGUCACAUAUCGGAAUCUGAAUCUUAAUGUCUGGGAUCUCGGUGGUCAAACGUCGAUUCGCCCUUACUGGCGGUGUUACUACGCCAACACUGCUGCCGUCAUCUUCGUCAUCGAUUCUACAGAUAUUGAACGGUUGGGUACCGCGGCGGAUGAACUUGCAGCAAUGCUGAACGAGGAUGAGCUGCGGGAUGCGGCUCUACUGGUGUUUGCCAACAAGCAGGAUCAGCCAGGGGCUAAGGGCGCCGGCGAGAUUUCGGAGGCGUUGAAAUUGGGUGAGCUGCGAGACCGGAACUGGAGUAUCGUGGCUUGUUCUGCGAUCGACGGCAAGGGUAUUAAUGAAGGCAUGGACUGGCUGGUGCAAACCAUUCAGGCCGAAAACGCAUGAAGCCCCUCUUUCUUUCUCGGGCUAUAGAUUUUGUUUGAUCUUUGAUAUACCUCGCCCUCCAAGUUGCUCGCGCGGCUCGGGGGCCGUUCUGCUGCAUUCAGGGGUGCUAUGCCACUUCUUCUCUUCGGCUCUGCUAAAACCAACAGAGCCCUUGUCUUAUAUUGCUACAUGAUUUUUGGGGGUGUGGAGCUUUAGGAUGGUCCAUGAUAAUCGUUUAAUACAACUGCUGCCGAGGCUUGACGGGGAAAUUGUGUUUCCCCUUUCGAUGUCU
Molecule: messenger RNA, 1065 nt
Organism: Penicillium brasilianum
Lineage: Eukaryota; Fungi; Ascomycota; Eurotiomycetes; Eurotiales; Aspergillaceae
Source: the annotation of a GenBank genome assembly